AGAACUUGCAAGGCAUGGAUGAGCGGAGAAUUUGUUAUCUACAGAACUUUCUCAAACAGGAUGCUAAUAUCCAGAAGCAGGUGAUUUGUACUGUGAACAAAUGUUUAGAUGCAAUUGUUGGAGCAGCAAAAACAGUUGAUUCUAAAAAGGAUUGCAAACUAGUCAUUGAAAGAUUGAAGACUGGAUUUCCUCCUCCUCAAGAUGUUCCAUUUGAAGAUUUCGGCAAUGCUGGAUAUAUUGAAAAUGAUACAGCUCCUCAGGUUGUACCAACAGAGAAAGUUGAAACUGUUCAAAAUACCAAUAUAUCAUCAGGAAAACCAAAGAAACUUCAUGGAUUACUUGGAAUUUUUAUCACUAAGAAUGCAAGUAAUGAUGCUAAAGAUGACUACAGUGGCUUACCUCCAGCACAAAGAAAGAAAAAACUUCAACAAAAAAUCAAUCAGAUCCAUCUGAAUAUCCAAAAAGAAACUGUAGUAAGGGAUGGAUUGUUAAAGGUGAAGGAGGUUUAUACAGCCAAUCAAGGAAUGGGUAAUCCUGAAAGUGUUGAUGUACAAUUGCAUGAACAUGAACAGAAACUUGACCAUUUACAGAGGAAACUCCAGAAGUAUCAGGACUAUCUUGCAGAUGCAGACAUUGCGUCUGUUACUCCCCCAAUUCCAAAGAAUUCUAACGGUUUGUUCAAGAGUGUUUCAGAAUCAAGUAUAAUUAAUGCAAAGAACUUCAAAGUUUCAACUCAAGACCCAGCUGUAACAUGUUGUAGUAUUAUAGAUGAUGAUAUGACAGUUCAUACCCACGAAGAAAUGAAUGCAAGCUUUGAUCCAGACUUUGAUAGUCUGGAAGAUUCCAGUGACGUUCCGUUACCAGUUAUAGGAACUGCAACAGCUCUUUAUAGUUUUGAUGGACAGAGUGAAGAAGAAGUACAAAUGGAAAAAUAUGAAAAACUUUUUAUCAUUGAAGUUGACCAGGGUGAUGGCUGGACAAGGGUUCGAAAAGUCACUUCAGAAGAAGGAUUUGUUCCAACAUCAUAUAUUGAAACCAACAUUCACCAGAGUGACUGACAUUUUAAGAAUAUGCUUUUUUGACUUCUAUAACUAAUGAAGAGUUCACUAAGCUCAAAAUGUACAGAAAACUGCAUAUUCAUAAAAUUACCCAGUCAUUAUAUUUUGGUAAUUUUCGAAAAAUCUUCAGACUUAGUGUCAUGUGCUACUUUUGAUUUUAAUUUUCUUUUACUGAACAUAAAAGAAAAAAAACUGUAUAGUUUGCAUUUUUUAUAUGGUUAAAAAAGAUUUUAUGAACCAUAUGCCAUAUCUUAAAGCCACUGCUAUAUGACCUACAAGCUGUGUCAAACAGGAACCAGAGUUUUCAGAACAAAGUUAUUUUAUCCAGCAAUUCUCUGAAAGAUUUGGCAAAAAUAAAACAUUUUAUUAUUACUAGCUGGAGAGUAAAGAUAUUUUUUCUUACUUCUCUGCCAAAUUUACCAGUUUUAUAUGUCAUAUUUUGAGAUUACUUUUGUUUUCAGUUUGUUUUUAUUAAUAGUUAUCAAGGUACACAGAACUUUAUAGCUUGAUUCUUAAAGUUAUAUCUUAACGAUAGUGUAGUUUAGAAUUACAGUAACAAAAUAUGGUUUGAAAAUAUUGAAAUAAGUGAUUCUCAAUUAAAAUAAUUGCAGGAUUUGAGUAAAUGUUAAACAAAUCAGUGUGGAAGUUAAUUAAAAAGCUACCAGAAACUGUAUGCUCUACUUUCUUAUACUUUCCGUUAUUUAUGUCAGUGACUGAACAAUUGGUAAGCAGUUUUAUUGUUUUGGAUCAAGUAAGUAGAAAAUAAAUAUUUCAUAAGUUAUUUGUACAAGUUAUUGCUGCUACAACAUAGUGCAAUAUUUGUUAGUCCUAAUGUUGAAAAUGGUUGUGUUUAAGUAGGUUUUACAUAAAAUGGGAUGUUUACUGUAUGUAACCAGCUAAUAUUCAUUUUUGGUAAAAUUUAAUGAGCUGUGCAUAAAAAAGCUAUGACAUUUUUUAUAAUACAUUGAUGUAUCUUCAAGCUUGUAAAUUAUAUGGAUAACUGACCAAUUGAUAUUUACAUAUACCGACUAGUUGCAAUAAUUUUAAUUUAGUUAUCUUAGUUCUGUGAACAAAAUAGUUAUAAUGUUCAUCACAUAGUCUUGUAGUGACUAUAUGACUGUUGAGUUAAACCUAUGCAACAUGACUCAUACAGUUGACUGAAACCAGUAAAACAUGACCUAUACAGUUGACUGAAACCAGUAAAACAUGACUUAUACAGUCGACUGAAACCCAUGCAACAUGACUCAUACAGUUGACUGAAAAACCAUGCAGUAUGACUCAUACAGUUGACUGAAACCAGUAAAACAUGACUUAUACAGUCGACUGAAACCCAUGCAGUAUGGCUCAUACAGUUGACUGAAACUAGUAAAACAUGACUUGUACAGUUGACUGAAACCCAUGCAGUAUGAUUCAUACAGUUGACUGAAACCUUGUUUUAUAAUACUGUUUUCUAAAAUGGUAUUGAUCUAAUAUAUUUAUAUGAAGAGUGAAGUUUGAUAUUUUACCAUCAUUUGUACAACAACAUAACUGUAUGUACUAUACUAUUAGUUAUGUCUAACCAUACCUAUCAUGCCUAAUUUCUACUCAGGCUUUUAAUAUGAUGACCUUUUUUCUCUAUUCGUUGUGACUGCUUUUUCAUUGCCGUAGGAAGCAAUUUUUGAGUGGUCAGGUCAUUGCCACAGCUAAACAAUGUGACACAAGAUGUGUGCUAAGCACACUACUGGCAUGCAAAGCAUGCCAUUUCUGGGAGGGGCUGGGGGGCAUGCCCCCUCAGAAAAUUAUUGAAAAUUUAAUGCUAUAAGAUUAAAUCUUGAGCCAUUUUAACUAUAAGUACUGUACAUGCACAACUUAAUGUAUUGAAUUAAAAGAAGCAAGUUUUAAUACAUAAGUUGUAGCUAAACAUGCCACGAAAAAAUGGCCUUACCAUUUCUUAUGGUCCUGUUUCUGAUCAAGCUUUCUACAUCAAGUAUGGAUGAUCUUAUUUUCUAUCUGUCAUAUCUGCAUUAUGAUCAGGCUUUUCACAUGAUGACCUUGUUAUCUACAUUCAUUUACUGCAAAAAUAAUCAUAUUUUUACUAAUGUUUUUCUUAAAAUAGUUAAAAACCUAGUCAUCUUCCCUUUUAUCAUAACGCAUUAACAUGCUGCCUAGUCACAUUUCCUCAUUUACUUACAUUUGCAAAAAUAAUAAUGUUUAGAAACUUAAGUCUUACUGUACCAAGUGAUCCCUCUAAGCAAAUCUCUUAAAACUAUAUUUGUCUAAUAGCUUCAUUUGAACUUCAGUACAGACAUGGGUUUUCCAAGAAAUUAUUCACAAAUAGAUUUAAAAGUGAAAUGUUUAUACAUCACAAGUUUGUGAUGUAUAAUUUUCUGUUUAGAUAGAUAUUUACCUAACAUAUGUUUUUUCUAAAAUCAAAAACUAAUUAUGUUGAUUUCAGAAGUACUGAUUGUGAAUUGUGUAUUUAAAAACUAUUAUUUAUGAAUUACUUUUAACGAGCAGCUUUAUUUUUCAUUUUAUGUUUAUUAUGAAUCUUUAAUCAAAAACAAAAAUUUGCCUCUUUAGUCUUGCUAGUAGUUUAUAAACUGGAUUUCAUGAAACUUCUUGAGAAAAGCUAAAUGAAUCGAAACAAGUUUUUGUUAGUCGUUUAUAGAAUUUAAAGAUUAAACAUAGUUUAAGUUUUUAUAUGAUUAAAACUAUAUAGUUAAGAUUCUGUAUUCUUUAUAUAUUUAUUGUUGUUUUUAAAUUACAUUCAUAAAGAUGGAGUAUAUGUUUCCUAGUUUUUACUUUGAACAUUAAGUGUUAUCAGUCAGUUUUUGGGUAACAUUUUGUGUUUGUGCUUCAACUUGAAACCCACUAAACACUUUAAUGCAAAAUAAAAAAACAAAAUCUGAUAUGAACCUCCUUCCAAGAGGUAAUUUAUUAAGUCUUGGCCUUGCUUAAAAAUUCCCCAAUGUAUUAGUCCUACAGGGACUCUUAGCUGCAUGUUUAACUCAAAUUACCAACUUGUGUGUUUAUGGCAUUUAUUACUGAUGGGAUCCACGUAUUGAAUAAUUUUUGUCCCAAACGAUGCUGACUAAGAAUUGAAUGAAAUCAUUCAUUUUUUAUGUCAAAUUCAUAAUGGAACACAGAAGUCUUUAGUUGCAAUAUUGAUGGUAUUUUACAUCUCAUUAUUUGUUUGAUUAGUAUGGGUAUUACUUAACAUAUCCAAACCCUGUGUCAAACAUUAAUGGAACCACAAGCAAUUUAUUGCUUAGAUUGCUCAGUAAAAUGUAUUUAAUUGUGAAAAAUCCAAUACUCUUAGGGUUAAUAUAGAAGGCAUGAAUGGCAUUAAUUCUCUGUAAAUGCUUGCAAACUUAUCAAAUCUUGAGAUUUUUAUCCUUCUGUUAAACUUUUCAAAAUUAUCAACACCUUUAUUUGCAGUUAUACUUCCCAGAAAUGACCUAACCUAAUAAAGUUCUUUUGAUAGAACAUUAGAUGUACUUAAACUCUGUGGAAAGGAAAUUUAAAAACGUUUAUCAUUAGUAUAGCCUUUUAUAGUGUUCACUGAUAUAAAAUGUGGCUUCAAUCACUACCUAUAUAGGGUUACUGAUAAGGAACGUACAUCUCCGAAAUGGGCUUUUUUCUUUAAUAUCUUAAAAGCAGAAUGUCUACUGAAUAAUUCAGAAUACAUAUUAGUGGCAUCAAUGCUGCAUAUUCUUCAAGACUUUUGUAUGAAAAUAGACUGAAAAUGGUAAGUAAAAUACAACCACAACACCAUACAUAUAAAUUAUAAAUCACCACUAUAAGAUGUUUAAUCCUUUUUUCUUUUUCCACUUACUCUUGUCCAGGGUUUUUCAUGAGAGGUAUAAUUCCCCAAAACUGUUUAACUCGAUGGCAAGCAAUGAAUGAAAUGAUAGAUUAGGUUUAGUAUUUUUGUGGUUACAUACAUUAAUUUAACUUAAAGAAUAACUUCUUUUUACAGUGUAUUUCAUUAUGUAUUUUCGUGAAAACUAGUUAUUGUGUUGUUAGUAUAUAAAAGUGUUUGUGGUGAGUAAUAUUAGAGUUAACCUUCAUGUGAUUGGCAGAGUGCAGAUAGCUCAUUGUGUAACAACUACCAAACCAGUUAAUAUUCAUAUUUAUCAUGAUAUGCUUAACAUUAUUGUGCACAAAGUUACGAUAUUUUUCUCUAUACAAAAAAAAA
Messenger RNA from Limulus polyphemus (Atlantic horseshoe crab), 5235 nucleotides. RefSeq names its product formin-binding protein 1-like. NCBI's taxonomy places the organism in Eukaryota, Metazoa, Arthropoda, Merostomata, Xiphosura, Limulidae. The record is from RefSeq and is a predicted model, not a curated record. Gene Ontology annotation, molecular function: protein binding. The transcript has 7 exons. The coding region runs from base 15 to 1058 and encodes 347 amino acids. Gene Ontology annotation, biological process: signal transduction.